Messenger RNA from Drosophila erecta, 627 nucleotides. RefSeq names its product inactive dipeptidyl peptidase 10. NCBI's taxonomy places the organism in Eukaryota, Metazoa, Arthropoda, Insecta, Diptera, Drosophilidae. The transcript has 4 exons. Gene Ontology annotation, biological process: proteolysis. Gene Ontology annotation, molecular function: dipeptidyl-peptidase activity. The coding region runs from base 90 to 614 and encodes 174 amino acids. The record is from RefSeq and is a predicted model, not a curated record.
GCAAUUAACUCUGUUGAAACCGUUUCGGCGCGCCGAAGUGCGACUUAAGCUUAUAUGUUGAUGAACUUCUUUAUUGGUCGGGUCGCAGAAUGAUAUUAGACGAAUACUUGCAAGGAGACUUAACACCUAGAAGGUUACCUUCUUCUUGGGUAACGACUCAUAAGUAUGUUUUUCAAUCAGAUGAUGGAAGUCUAUCAGUCUUGGAUACAACCACAAACUUAGUAAAAGUAUUGGUGACAAAUCACACCCUUCGCCAACUAAAUGUUCGAGGAUAUUUAUGUUCCAACAAUCUUAAAUAUGUAUUGUUCACGCACAAUGUAAAAAAAAAUUUUCAGAAAUCAUUUACCGCAUUUUAUACUAUUUAUGAUGUAAACAAUGAUCACCACACGCCAGUAAAAUUAAAAGACUCAUUAAAGGUACAAAGAACUCGUCUUCAGUAUGCGGCUUGGCUUGGCAAUACGACUGCAAUUAUAUUUGUAGUGAAAAAUGAUAUUUUUAUCCGACAAUCACCUUUAGUGGAGGAAGAUAUAAGAAUAACCUCAUCGGGACAUGAAAACCAAAUAUAUAAUGGCGUUCCUGAUUGGCUUUACCAAGAUGGUUCACAGCGAUGUUAAGGACAGGUAUGUG